GAUAUCUGCCUUUCUCACGCGCGAUUUUACGUUUUGGCGGACUAUUACGGUAUCGAUGGUCUCCUGUUGCUAUCUCUGAGAAAGAUGCACAGCGCACUGGCAAGCAUGAUUCCGCGUGCUGAUGAAGCUUCCGGUUUCGCAGAAAUGGUUCAAUACAGCUUCGAUAACACUCUCGACAAGCACAAAGGUCAAGAUCAGUUGCGAUCCAUGCUUUGUUUAUACGCUGCUUGCAAAUUUGAGGAGCUGUGGAUAAGUAGCCAGUUUCAGGAUUUAUUCAAGAACGAAGGCGAAUUCUCUUGUGGGGUUAUCACGAAUUUGCUUGCGAGGCUAGAGUGAUAUUCCAAGAAGGUCUUUGCCUGGUAGAAGAAGUUUGUCGUAGGCAGGGAUGUAGUGUUC
This is a messenger RNA of Truncatella angustata, 396 nucleotides long. RefSeq lists its product as uncharacterized. The record is from RefSeq and is a predicted model, not a curated record. NCBI's taxonomy places the organism in Eukaryota, Fungi, Ascomycota, Sordariomycetes, Amphisphaeriales, Sporocadaceae. The coding region runs from base 85 to 336 and encodes 83 amino acids. The transcript has a single exon.